AUGUUAAAAUCUUCAUAUCUAAUUCGUCAUUCAUUAUUUCAAUUGAAACGUUUUAUUCAUUUAACAAUACCAUCAUUAACAGCUGGACAAACACAAUAUCAUGGUCAAAAAAAUUCAACUUGGUGGGAAAAAUAUGAAACACAUGUUGAUCCUGUUCAAACACGUACAGAUUUACUUAAUAUGGAUGAUUUAGAUGAACGACAUUAUCGUCCUAUUAAACCUGUUAUAUCAACAUAUCAAUCAUUUUCUUGUUUUCAUGAUCCAAUUAUAUCACGUGUUAUUGGUAUUUUAUUACGUGAAGGAGAUCGUGAAUUAGUUGAAGAAUUAAUGCAUAAAACAUUUCGUACAAUAAAAUUAAUACAAAUAGGAAAAUAUAAUCGAGCUAAAACACAAGAAGAACGUGAUUCAAUUGAAUGUAAUCCAGUUACUUUACUUAAGCAAGCAAUUAAAAAUGCAACACCUAUUGUUCGUCUUACACGAAUAGCUAAAGGUGGUACACUAUAUUCUGUACCAAUACCCAUGUCACCAACACGUGGUACUUAUACUGCUAUUCGAUUAUUAAUUGAUAGUACACAUGAUGCACGACCACAUGAUCAAAGAUUUUGGACGCUAUUUGCAAAAGAAAUCAUGGAUGCAGCACAAAAUCAAGGACGAACAGUAAAAAAAAAACAAGAAAUACAUCGAAAUGCGGAACUAAACCGUGCAUAUGCGCAUUUUAAAUGGCAAAAAUAA
This is a messenger RNA of Rotaria sp. Silwood1, 732 nucleotides long. The record is from the annotation of a GenBank genome assembly. Lineage: Eukaryota; Metazoa; Rotifera; Eurotatoria; Philodinida; Philodinidae.